Messenger RNA from Lactuca virosa, 1622 nucleotides. Lineage: Eukaryota; Viridiplantae; Streptophyta; Magnoliopsida; Asterales; Asteraceae. The record is from the annotation of a GenBank genome assembly.
GUUUUAUUAGAGUAAAAGAAAAGGAAGGGUUUUAUGAAUAAAGCAAUCAAACUACAAGAUUCUCUUGAAAUGGGGAAAUCCCAUUUUGUCGCUUUAUUAGCUGUGUUCUUCUUCUUCAUUCUUCCGCUUUUCCAUGGAGGAUUCGCCAUGGCUGCAGGGACCUCAGAUGGAUCAGAACAAUGGGGUUACGUCGAAGUUCGACCUAAAGCUCAUAUGUUCUGGUGGUAUUAUAAAAGUCCUUAUAGAACUCAAGAUUCAAACAACCCAUGGCCUAUAAUUCUUUGGUUACAAGGUGGACCUGGUGCUUCAGGAGUUGGAACUGGAAAUUUUGAAGAGGUGGGCCCAUUAGACUCUUCCUUGAAGCCAAGAAACUCUACAUGGCUAAGAAAGGCAGAUCUAUUGUUUGUGGAUAAUCCAGUUGGGACUGGAUACAGUUUUGUUGAAGAUCGAGAGUUAUUGGUGAAAACUGAUGAAGAGGCUGCAACUGAUUUAACAACAUUGUUGAUUGAAAUAUUUAAUAGAAAUGAAACCCUUCAAAAGAGUCCUCUUUAUAUAGUAGCAGAGUCUUAUGGUGGUAAAUAUGCAGUCACUCUUGGAUUAUCUGCUCUCAAAGCUAUUGAAGAUAAAAAGUUAAAUCUCAUUCUUGGAGGAAUUGCAUUGGGAGAUAGUUGGAUUUCACCUGAAGAUUUUGUGGUAUCGUGGGGUCCUCUUCUGAAGGAUGUUUCAAGGAUAGGCGACAAUGGCUUGACACAAUCAAACAGUCUAGUUGAGAAAAUAAAGCAGCAAAUUGCAAAUGGAAAACUGAGAGAUGCUACAGAAACAUGGAGUGAUCUUGAAGAAGUGAUUAGUGCCAAUAGCAACUCCGUUGAUUUUUACAAUUUCAUGUUGGAUUCGGAGAUGGAUCCAUUGUCCAUGUCAGCAUCAGAGCUAAUGACGAAAAUAACCCCAAAGAAGAGGUACUCAAGAUAUCUUGAUUCAUUGAAGAAAUCUCCAGGUGGAAAUGGUGGUCUUGGUUACUUGAUGAAUGGUGCCAUUAGAAAGAAACUUGGGAUUAUCCCAAAUAAUGUGGAAUGGGGAGGACAAUCGAAUCUUGUUUUUGCAUAUUUAGAAGGCGAUUUCAUGCGACCAAGAAUUAACGAGGUUGAUGAACUCUUGAAUAAGGGGGUCAAUGUGACUAUAUAUAAUGGUCAACUUGAUGUUAUAUGUGCAACAAAGGGAACCGAAGCAUGGGUUGAGAAGCUCAAGUGGGAAGGGUUAAAGACAUUCUUGAACCUUGAUAGAACUCCAAUAUAUUGUGGAGAUAAUAGAAUUACAAAAGGGUUCACCAAAUCUUACAGAAAUUUACAUUUUUAUUGGAUUCUUGAAGCUGGUCACUUUGUGCCAGUAGAUCAACCAUGUGUAGCAUUAGAAAUGGUGGGAAGCAUAACUCAUUCCUCUGUGUCUACAAAGUAAAUGAUGAUUUGUAGAGAAAAAUGGAAAAUAAUAAAUCGGAAAGUAGUUAAAAAAACAAAAUUAGGAAAAGGUGACUAAUUUUUAUUUUUAAUUGAAUGUCGAAGCCAGAAAAGGUGACUUUUGAAAUGAACUUCAGAUAAGUAUGUAUUAUUAUUUAUUUCUGCGUUUUA